GACAACAUCCUGUUGUUCGGGCGCUCCUCUCUCUUUUUCUGCACAUCUGGCUGAACUGGGACUCAGGUGGCUGACUUGGGGCCCGGUUGCCGCAGCAGGGGCAUCUGACUUCCACCGGCCCACGCCUCAGCGGCCCACGAGUCCACCAGGCCAUGGACGCGGUGGCUGUGUACCACGGCAAAAUCAGCCGGGAGACGGGCGAGAAGCUUCUGCUGGCCACGGGGCUGGAUGGCAGCUAUUUGCUGAGAGACAGCGAGAGCGUCCCGGGCGUGUACUGCCUGUGUGUGCUGUAUCAAGGUUACAUUUAUACAUACCGAGUGUCCCAGACAGAAACAGGUUCUUGGAGUGCUGAGACAGCACCUGGGGUUCAUAAAAGAUUUUUCCGGAAAAUAAAAAAUCUCAUUUCAGCAUUUCAGAAGCCAGAUCAAGGUAUUGUAAUACCUCUGCAGUAUCCAGUUGAGAAGAAAUGCUCAGUUAGAAGUGCACAAGGUACUACAGGGAGAAGAGAAGAUCCUGAUGUGUUCCUGAAAGCACCAUGA
Messenger RNA from Mirounga angustirostris (Northern elephant seal), 539 nucleotides. RefSeq names its product SH2 domain containing 1A (gene SH2D1A). Lineage: Eukaryota; Metazoa; Chordata; Mammalia; Carnivora; Phocidae. The record is from RefSeq and is a predicted model, not a curated record. Bases 153 to 539 code for a protein of 128 amino acids. The transcript is spliced from 4 exons. Gene Ontology annotation, biological process: cell-cell signaling; regulation of immune response; regulation of signal transduction. Gene Ontology annotation, cellular component: cytoplasm.